Molecule: messenger RNA, 1635 nt
Organism: Macrosiphum euphorbiae (potato aphid)
Lineage: Eukaryota; Metazoa; Arthropoda; Insecta; Hemiptera; Aphididae
Source: the annotation of a GenBank genome assembly
AUGCCGGUAAGACUGCAGUGGGGCCGACUUUUGGGCAGCGGUCAUUUGCGGAGGACGUGCGUCCCGCUGGUCUGCAACGGUCAGAGUCAACAGGUCAGACGUCGCACCGAGUCCAAAGUGGUCCGUUCGCCGUUUUCCGACGUUCAGAUCCCGGAAAAUUUGAUAGACGAAUACGUGUGGAGCGGCCUGGAGAGGUGGCCAGACAAAGACGCACUGGUGUGCGGAGUGACCAACAAGAAAUUCACAUACCACGAGACGAGGUUGGCGUGCAAGAGAUUUGCGGCCAGCCUGAAGAAGAGAGGUGCUACGACGGGCCAAGUAUUGGCCGUGCUCUUGCCAAACGUUCCAGAGUUCGCCUUGACCGCUCUGGGUGCCAUCGAAGCUGGUCUGGUCGUGACCACGAUCAAUCCCGUCUACACGUCAUUCGAGAUCGCCCACCAGUUUAAGGACUCCGGUGCAGUCGGGGUGGUGACGAUUCCUGAGUUGUUGCCCAAAGUUUUCGAAGCACAGAAGCUGAUGGACGGGCCCGGCGUGAAACCGCUGUACGUCAUAUCCGUAAACGGCAAAGGCGAGAGACCCAGCGGCGCAUGGGACUUUGACGAGAUGCUCGAUCCGAUGGUGGACACUUCCGUUCUGAAAAAGUGCCGAUCGAAUGUCGACGUGGCCUUUAUGCCGUACUCGAGCGGCACGACCGGUCUGUCCAAAGGCGUGUCGCUGUCGCACCGGAACCUCGUGGCCAACAUCACGCAGACGAACCAUCCGGAAGUCAAUCACUUUUCGGACACGACAGCGACUUAUCAAGAUGUGUUGCCGGCUAUUUUACCCUUUUACCAUAUUUAUGUACCACCAAUAGUGCUGUUGUUGGGUCAGAAUAAAAACGUCACACAUGAACACUUUCAAAGUUUGAAACUUAUUUGUAAUGGUGCUGGUCCUGUGAAAGAAGCAGAUGCCGAAAAAGUACUUGCCAGAACCCAAAACAAAAAUGUACGUUUUUGUCAAGCGUACGGAAUGACAGAAUCAUCGCCAGCCGUGUUCGUGUCCAGAAAUUCUUCUCUGGUCGAUUAUUUGACCGUCGGUCCACCCAUAUCGAACACCAAGGCCAAAGUCGUCGAUCCCACGGACGACACAGUUGAAUUCGGUCCGGGCGAGGUCGGAGAGAUUCAGGUCAACGGGCCACAGGUGAUGAUGGGUUACCACAACAACCCCGAAGCCACGGCCAACACUGUAAGUCGGGACGGAUGGCUGAGAACUGGUGACAUCGGUUACUAUAACGAUCAAAAAGAAUUCUUCAUAGUCGAUCGCAUUAAGGAGUUGAUCAAAGUCCAAGGAUACCAGGUGCCACCGGCCGAGCUGGAAGGACUUCUCAGGACCCACCCGGCCGUGCUGGACGCGGCCGUCAUUGGCGUGCCACACGACAGGACAGGCGAGGCGCCGCUGGCGUACGUCGUGCUCGACCCGGACAGGCCGGCCGCCAGCGAGGCGGAAGUGAAGGCGUUCGUGGCGGAACGAGUGGCGCCGUACAAGCAGAUCUCCGCUGGCGUGCGGUUCGUCGGAUCGCUGCCGAAGAGCGCGGCCGGCAAGAUCUUGCGGCGGGUACUCAAGGAAGAGUACGAAAAAACCGGAGGCGCCAAGUGA